GAAAAACGUGCAAUUCAACAGGGCCUCGUUUGCACCGUGCCCUUGAUUCGAAAAGAAAAACGUGAAUACAAGAAAUUUAGUAGCCUACUUUGGACCAAUACGGAAAAAAAGAAAGCAUUUCGAUCGUUUACAAUUCUUUUCCUGUGGAUGCUCAGUUUGAGUGUGGUUCUGUUUGCUGACUAUUCCAUGUAUCAAGUCCUGAUCACAAUCAUGCCCAUGUUCUCCACAAACUUUGCCUCCUACGGGGCGGGGGCAAAACUGGGCAAAGAGUUUGAACCGGAAGGAACCAGCACUAUCACGAAGCCAGAAAUCCGUGGAGAGUCAUCUUAUGCGAACAUGGUACGUACCAUGGUCUCUAUGCUCAAUCCGAUAAAGGAUAUUGCGUUGGAUGUGGAUGCCGAAGCGUGCAGACCGAUCGCAAAUCCACCAGACAACUCGACCAACGUCACUGUUGUAGUGAUGUUAGUGCUGACCAUCUUUUCAAUCAUUUUUGAGGUGUACAUCCUACGCCUGCGUCACAUCAUCAUGAUUUGGUACUAUCCAACACGUGGAGUACAACGUGCGGCCUGGUUACGCACACACAUUCGUAACAAUCGAGGCAUGUUUCAUCGUUUGAUUCACAAAUUUCGCACCAUGGAUAUGCGACCGACUAGGAAAGCGGAGAGGUCCUCUCGUCUGGGAAAACUGCUGCUUCGAUUCCCUCUGUUACGCAGUUUGCUCGAACUGAUCGGUAUCAAACGUGUCAUGUGCACGUUCUGUGGCAAGGAAGGGAAUCCGGCCAAAAAAGCAAUCUUUAACGAGAAUUUCACACAGUGUGUGGAAUGCGGCGGUUAUUAUUGUAAAAUUUGCCAGGUGGAUUUGGAUAAUAUUUGCAUGGUAUGUCAAACGCCGCUAUUCGCUUUGGCUGUCGAGGUGGAUUUCGAGCAGUUGUCCUCGGAGGAGGAGUUUGAGGCGGUUUGCGCGCGAUAUUUGAAGCGUGCAAGUCAGACCACGGUCAAACCGAACGCGAAAGGUAGUAAAACAGCUGUAACUUCUCCGCGAAUAUAA
Molecule: messenger RNA, 1047 nt
Organism: Echinostoma caproni
Lineage: Eukaryota; Metazoa; Platyhelminthes; Trematoda; Plagiorchiida; Echinostomatidae
Source: the annotation of a GenBank genome assembly